Messenger RNA from Entrophospora candida, 354 nucleotides. The record is from the annotation of a GenBank genome assembly. Lineage: Eukaryota; Fungi; Glomeromycota; Glomeromycetes; Entrophosporales; Entrophosporaceae.
AUGUUGAGUUUUGCGAAAUUUCUUCAAAAAGCGCCUAUGAUAUGCUCAUCCACCAUCGAUUAUUAUCGUCACGGACCAACUCAACCAUCAUGGAAUUUGAAGUUUUGUUUGAUGUUCAAUAUUAUAAAAGAUGGGAUGGCAUCAUCAAACAGUCAAACUAUUGAAGAUCUUCAAGCAAUGCAUAAUACAAAAACAGCUGUCGAUGAUGGUGUACUUGUAGAUGAGCUGACAUUGUCAAAUUCACUUCGUAAAAAAUCAGAAAUUUACAUUGAUGAUGUUUUAAAAGAUUAUAAUCAUGUGCUUCUUGAUGAUUGGAGAAGUGUUAAUCUUGGGGAUGGAUUAGAAUGCGAAUGG